CCAGCCUGAAACUCGACCCAUUGAACACCAUUGAGCUGCCCGGCUCCGCCUUGCUUCCCCAUUCUUGGCGACCACUGCUCUGUCUCUAUGAAUUUUGACUAUUCUAGGCACCUCACAAAAGUGGACUCAUACGAUAUCUGUACUUCUGCGUCUGGCUUCUCUAUUUAAUUCUUAAAGCGGGGUGGGAACCAAGCAGAUCACAAGGGAGCUGCCCACAGAGGUAAAGACAAGGUGAGGUAUGCUGAGAGACGCAGGAAAGAAGGUCAAGGUGUAGGCUGGAGGGCAGGGGCGGGCCCUGGGCCUGGGCUGGGGGUCCUGCCCCGGGGCGCACCCAGGCCGAGGGAUGCCCGGAGGAGCCGAGGCUGGCGGACAGCUUGACCCUGAGCUUGAAGGGAAGGCAGCGAGGGGACAAAGGACGGAGGCCUAGGAAGAGGGUCUGCAGAGCAGAAAGCACGGGCAAGGGCGGCCUGGCGCUCGUAAGACAACAGAUGGAGCCGUGUGCACGUCGGGAGCUCGGAGUGCGCGUGAGCUCCGUGCUCAGGCCCACGACUCGGCCCGCCCGGCCAGCUCUCCGGGUCAACGGGGUCCGGGAGCCGCGCUUGGGGAGGGCGCAGCGCAGGGUGAGCGGCGGCGUUAGGACCCGGGGGCGCGGGCGGGCUGCGGCCGGCGGGGCUAGGACCCAGCGGCUCCGGCGAAGCGGAAGCGGCGGCGGGAGCUUCCGGGAGGGUGGCGCGUAGGCACCAUGACUCCUGUGAGGACGCAGCACUCCCUGGCAGGUCAGACCUAUGCCGUGCCCCUCAUCCAGCCCGACCUGCGGCGAGAGGAGGCCGUCCAGCAGAUGGCGGAUGCCCUGCAGUACCUGCAGAAGGUCUCUGGAGACAUCUUCAGCAGGAUCUCCCAGCGGGUAGAGCAGAGCCGGAGCCAGGUGCAGGCCAUUGGAGAGAAGGUCUCCUUGGCCCAGGCCAAGAUUGAGAAGAUCAAGGGCAGCAAGAAGGCCAUCAAGGUGUUCUCCAGUGCCAAGUACCCUGCUCCAGAGCGCCUGCAGGAAUAUGGCUCCAUCUUCACAGGCGCCCAGGACCCUGGCCUGCAGAGACGCCCCCGCCACAGGAUCCAGAGCAAGCACCGCCCCCUGGACGAGCGGGCCCUGCAGGAGAAGCUGAAGUACUUUCCUGUGUGUGUGAGCGCCAAGCUGGAGCCUGAGGAUGACGCCGAAGAGGGACUUGGGGGUCUUCCCAGCAACAUCAGCUCUGUCAGCUCCUUGCUGCUCUUCAACACCACCGAGAACCUGUACAAGAAGUAUGUCUUCCUGGACCCCCUGGCUGGUGCUGUAACAAAGACCCAUGUGAUGCUGGGGGCGGAGACAGAGGAGAAGCUGUUUGAUGCCCCCUUGUCCAUCAGCAAGAGAGAGCAGCUGGAACAGCAGGUCCCAGAGAACUACUUCUAUGUGCCAGACCUGGGCCAGGUGCCUGAGAUUGAUGUGCCAUCCUACCUGCCUGACCUGCCCGGCAUUGCCAACGACCUCAUGUACAGUGCCGACCUGGGCCCUGGCAUUGCCCCCUCUGCCCCUGGCACCAUUCCAGAACUGCCCACCUUCCACACUGAGGUAGCUGAGCCUCUCAAGACAGACCUACAAGAUGGGGUACUAACAGCACCCCCACCACCUCCACCGCCCCCACCACCUCCCCCAGCUCCUGAGGUGCUGGCCAGUGCACCCCCACUCCCACCCUCAACCGCGGCCCCUGUAGGCCAAGGCGCCAGGCAGGACAACAGCAGCAGCGCGUGUCCUUCAGCUCCAGUCCAGGGAGCUCCCAAGGAAGUGGUCGACCCCUCUGGUGGCCGGGCCACUCUGCUGGAGUCCAUCCGCCAAGCCGGGGGCAUCGGCAAGGCCAAACUGCGCAGCGUGAAGGAGCGAAAGCUGGAGAAGAAGAAGCAGAAGGAGCAGGAGCAAGUGAGAGCCACGAGCCAAGGUGGGGACCUGAUGUCAGAUCUCUUCAACAAGCUGGUCAUGAGGCGCAAGGGCAUCUCUGGGAAAGGACCCGGGGCUGGUGAGGGGCCCGGAGGAGCCUUUGCCCGCGUGUCAGACUCCAUCCCUCCUCUGCCACCACCGCAGCAGCCGCAGGCAGAGGAGGACGAGGAUGACUGGGAAUCCUAGGGGCCUCCAUGACACCUUCCUCCCCCAGACCCAGACUUGGGCUGUUGCUCUGACAUGGACACAGCCAGGACAACCCGCUGAGACCGGCUUCCCUGGGAGCGGGUGGUGAUGGAACCAGCACUGUGCGGAGACCACCUGCAAGGAGCGGAAGGCUGGCCUGAGGCCACACGGCUGGGGCGGGGGCUUCUAUCUGCCUGUGCUCCACAGGGGGCGGCUCCACCCAGCCUGUACCAGUGUGUUCUUCUCUUCUCUAAGGAGGCUUCCAGAGAAAGCAGCACACAAAUCAAUAAGGAACUGAGCAGAAACCAA
Molecule: messenger RNA, 2461 nt
Organism: Mandrillus leucophaeus (drill)
Lineage: Eukaryota; Metazoa; Chordata; Mammalia; Primates; Cercopithecidae
Product: WAS protein family homolog 2
Exons: 11
Coding region: 743-2152 (469 amino acids)
Biological process (GO): exocytosis; endocytic recycling; Arp2/3 complex-mediated actin nucleation
Cellular component (GO): WASH complex; recycling endosome; early endosome
Molecular function (GO): actin binding; gamma-tubulin binding; alpha-tubulin binding
Source: RefSeq, a predicted model, not a curated record